CACUGUCUGUCGUUAUGAAGUAGAGUCUUUACCUGACAAAGUCAUGUUAGGAUAUGUCAGUUAUUCUGUGACAGCUUUUGUGCCGAACCCACUAAGGUGUUUUAGAUGUCAAGCUCAUGGUCAGGUUGCAGCAGUCUGUAGGAGGGAGAUUCUGAGAUGUGAGACGUGUGCAGGAGGGCAUGGGACAAAGGAAUUUGUAGUAUCGGUGGAUGUGUGUCAAUUGUGGGGGUGCCCAUGUUGCUGGGGAUCAGAAGUGCCCGGUGUGAGACAGGUUGAGGUUGGCAGGGUGAGAGUAGAACAGACGGUGUCUGAUGCUGAGGCAGUGAAGAGAGUAGAGGAUGAUAGGUCAAGAGUGAGUAGUAGCUCUAGGCCAAUACAGAAUGAUACGAAUUUGUGCUUCAGUAAGGUUGGCUUCUUAGCAUUCAUUGUCAUGGUUAUCAACUGUACUGCAGAAAUGUUACAUAAAUCACAGAAGAGUUACAAGGUGUGUUGAACGAAAGACUCCCGUCCUCCCAGGCCAUCGGCCUGGUGUAGGAUAAUUUGAUGAAAUAGUGGUAUAUACAGUAGGCGUAGGGUUAGUUGGUGGUGCAUUUUUCCCUUUCCCGCUUUUUAUUUUUGUGUCACAAAAUGUAAUGUCAUCGACCACACACUACCGCACAGUAGGUGGUGGCAUGCACAAACAAAAUGUUUGAAUGCCAUGAUACCAAAGAAGAAGAAGAUCCUUCCUUAAUAACCCAUAGGAAGUCCCACCUACUACUUCAAAAUGUUGAACGGCCUCAAUGGCUCUGCCCAUGCUAAAUCAAGCUUUUGGACACUAGAGUCCUUUAUCAUUAUCUAUGGCUCCAACCAGGUGUUGGUGUCAGAAUACAGUCAAUGGUCAGAACAGAACAAAAAAGAUAUUAGACUCCAGAGUGGCGCAGCGAUCUAAGGCACUGCAUCUCAGUGCAAGAGGUGUCCCUGGUUCAAAUCCAGGCUGCAUCACAUAGGGUGGUGCUCAAUUGACCCAGCGUUGUUUGGGGUAGGCCGUCAUUGUAAAUAAAAAAUCAGUUCUUAUCUAAUUAUUUAAAUUUAAAAAAAAUAGACAGGCUUCGUCAUAAGUGUGAAAAACAUCAAGAGGGGAAAGUCCAGUAGGUGGCGGUAAUAUAACAUUGGUUGCCAAACACCACUGAAGAAGAAUAGGCUACACCCUUGCCUUGGUAGUCGCGCAGCUGUGAUUUGUUGUGAUGUGAGGGUGGUUGACUAUUGUAGUUCAGCGAUGCUUUGUUAUUCGAGUUGAAACAGAGUGGGAAGAGGCAAGAAGCCCAUGACAACAUGAGUCCUGCAGCUGUGCCUGUGGUCCACUGCUGUUGUCACAGGAAAAUCUGGUUACACUCAACAGAUGCAGGGGGCUUCAAGCCUGCCACCUCUGUGUUCCUCCUGCCCAUAGUGAUCUGAUCUUCCCCUAGGCAAUGGCGAGGAGAGGGCAGCGCCAUGAAUAGAUACACCACUCUCAGGCAGCUCGGGGAUGGCACCUACGGCUCAGUCAUCCUCGGCCGCAGCCUGGAAUCAGGGGAACUAGUCGCCAUUAAGAAAAUGAAGAGAAAGUUCUACUCAUGGGAAGAAUGCAUGAAUCUUCGUGAGGUCAUAUCCUUGAAGAAACUCAACCAUGCGAAUGUGGUCAAACUCAAGGAGGUUAUAAGGGAAAAUGACCACUUGUACUUUGUGUUUGAAUACAUGAAGGAGAACUUGUAUCAACUAAUGAAAGACAGGUCUCGGAUGUUCCCUGAAUCUGCUGUGCGAAAUAUUAUGUUCCAGAUACUGCAGGGAUUAGCAUUUAUUCAUAAGCAUGGAUUCUUUCACAGGGAUAUGAAACCUGAGAACCUUCUGUGCAUGGGACCAGAGCUGGUGAAAAUAGCUGACUUUGGGCUUGCCCGUGAGAUAAGAUCUCGGCCCCCGUACACAGACUAUGUUUCAACAAGAUGGUACAGAGCUCCAGAGGUGCUGCUGAGGUCCACCACCUACAGCUCUCCGAUAGACCAGUGGGCCGUUGGCUGCAUUAUGGCAGAGCUCUACACCCUCAGGCCUCUGUUCCCAGGCUCCAGUGAAGUGGACACCAUCUUCAAAAUUUGCCAAGUCUUGGGAACUCCAAAGAAGAAUGACUGGCCAGAGGGCUUCCAGUUGUCGGUAGUCAUGAAUUUCCGCUGGCCUCAAUGUGUCCCCAGUAAUCUGAGGAGUCUGAUCCCUAACGCCAGUACUGAGGCCAUCCACCUCAUGAGAGACCUACUCCAGUGGGACCCUAAGAAGAGGCCAGCCUCUGCACAGGCCCUCAGGUACUCGUACUUCUACGUGGGUCAGGCGUUGGGUACUCCUCAGCAGAUCCUGGAGCAGGGCAGGCCUCAGCCUGGUCCUCUACCGCCACAAUCAUCACAGCAGCAUCAACCACUGCUGCUCAAACCAGUGCCCCCUCCCCAGUCAGUGCCCCCAAAUCCACAUUUCACCUCGUCCAGGCCCCUGCAACAGAUCGAACGAGCCCCUACCCUGGUUCCAUUAUACCAGAGGCACACAGAGCUGCUGCGAGAGCAGCCCAACCGCAUUGUGAAGCAGGAGGAGACUGCAAGAGUCCCAAAGACCCGUUUACCUUACAUUGUUGAUAAGAGCUUGCCGAGCCAGUUGACCCAGGAGGCUGAAAAUGCCAACUUAAGCUAUCAGGUGAAACCUAAGGAUGAAGGACGCCGGCGAUGGGGCCACGGCUCAGGCCUUUUAAAGGGUGACGGCUGGGAUGACUUUGAGGACACAGAGUUGACCUCUCUAAAUGCUCUGUGCAAAACAAACGUUCCUACUGAAAAACGAAGAGAGGAGACGUUGAGCAGGUACGGAAAUGUUUUGGAUUUCAGCAACCCCAAAGUUAAGGGGCAGGUGUCGACAGGUGACAAUGCACCUUUGAAUCUGAACAUGGCCAUGUCCUACCAGGAGCCUUUGAGGACAGCCUCUGCCAAACAGCAUUACUUGAAGCAGUCAAGAUAUCUACCAGGUUUAAGUACCAAAAAUAAUAUGGCAAUAAAUUCCAACAAAGACUACAGUGAAAGCAACCUCUGGGGCAGCAGCAGUAUUCCUGUAGGAGGGACGUUUCCUAGCAGAAACACUCAUGGUUCAAAUACACUUCCAAGUGGAUAUGUACCAUCCUAUUUCAAAAAAGAGGUUGACUCUGCCGGCCAAAGAGUGCAACUUGGACCUAUAGGGGACUCAACAGCAUCAAAUUAUGCAACCUGGAGGUCGUCAAGCAGAAGUCAGAUGGGUGCCUCAUCCUAUGUGCCGUCACCCACCAAGACUACACCUGGCCUACGGUCUCGCCCCCCAGUACAGGCCAUCCAUGGGCGCACAGACUGGUCUGCCAAAUAUGGACACCGCUAGUGGCCUCUUUGGGGCACUUGUGUUAUGGCCUGGUACAGAUGUCUGUAUUCCUGAUUUCUCUUUUCCCUAUAAAAGGAAAACAUCAGUUUUUCAUAUCAAAGUAUGUAUGUGUUAUACAGCAAUAACCUUGGUUUUCUAUUAUUCUGUGUAUAAAUUGUUCAAUGUAUGUGUAUUAUAUGGCUAAAUGCACUCAGCAAAAAGUUGAUGUUAUCACAUUAAAUAGAUUUCUUUUUUUAUUUUGUUCGUGACAAAUUCCCUACCAGGUUUGUUUAUUGCAUAGCUUUCUCACCCCAUUUGUUGCCUUUUGUAGAAUGUUUGUUCCAUAGAUUUUGUAAAACAUCUCCAUGAUGUUUAAAUUACCUAUCCAGUAUUUAUGCAUUUUAUAUUGCAAAUAUCACUGUGAUAUUUUGGCUGAGCCCUGUUUUUAUGUUGCCGAUUUGUCUUGUUUUUUUGUUCGAAUAAUAUAUUUUUCUUGGUGCUUUCUUUCAUGAGACAUUCUGUAAUGCAAUACAAGAAAACACUUGUAUUUGAUGCAUUCUUUAAGAUUUUAUUCAAUGUUAAAAACAUAUAUUUAAAACAACUCUGUGCUUAUUUCAAGCAGAAUUGCUAACACUAGCAUUAAUAUGAUCUUUGUAUUGAAUUACAUGGCUCUUUUUUUAUUGAGAGAUA
Messenger RNA from Salvelinus fontinalis (brook trout), 4059 nucleotides. Its product is annotated as serine/threonine-protein kinase ICK-like. NCBI's taxonomy places the organism in Eukaryota, Metazoa, Chordata, Actinopteri, Salmoniformes, Salmonidae. The coding region runs from base 1471 to 3390 and encodes 639 amino acids. The record is from RefSeq and is a predicted model, not a curated record. Gene Ontology annotation, molecular function: protein serine/threonine kinase activity; ATP binding. Gene Ontology annotation, cellular component: nucleus; cilium; cytoplasm. The transcript has 14 exons. Gene Ontology annotation, biological process: cilium assembly; intraciliary transport; intracellular signal transduction.